Messenger RNA from Aureobasidium pullulans EXF-150, 984 nucleotides. RefSeq lists its product as uncharacterized. The coding region runs from base 1 to 984 and encodes 327 amino acids. NCBI's taxonomy places the organism in Eukaryota, Fungi, Ascomycota, Dothideomycetes, Dothideales, Saccotheciaceae. The transcript is spliced from 4 exons. The record is from RefSeq and is a predicted model, not a curated record.
AUGCCUUCCACAUCUGCUGAACGCGAUUCCUUGUCGAAGGUACCAAGAACACCUUUGAGCUAUGCUCAUUCACAAGAUACCGGCAUGCAGCAGUCCCAGACGACUGUGAGAGGACAACAUCAAGGCGUGGCUUCUUGGUCAAUGCCAAGAUUGAAGCUCACCCACCCUCUGCCUGAUUACGAUUGCUGUCAGGCUCGAUACCUCUGGUGUCUCUGCAAAGCGCUUUCUGCUUGUGUCCUGACAGCCACAAUGACGAGCGCACGAAACUCGACUUAUUCGACACACAGUGUGGCUGAUACUCACCUAUUGGCAAUGCUCGACGGCAAACAAGAUAUCCAUGGAGACGACACCCAAAGCUCUAGACUUUCAGCAUACUUUUCUACAAAGCUUCUGGAAACAAUCCUGAUUGUUCCAAGCACCUCAUCUCGCAAACAUGGGCACGAAUUACCCGGCACGCAAUUAUCAGCAACAUCUUUCGACGACAUGCAGAGAACGGUCCAAGUCAUUGGGCUUCCCAAACCUGAGAAGUCAAAACCAAGCCUGAAACGUUCUCCCGAGUCAGAACACAUCAUCGACGACGCGGCCAUUGAUGAUCCUUUUCGAGGCCAUGAUUACGACUCUGAACCACAGAUGCAAUACAUGUCACCCAGUCAAGAAUCAGUCGCCCACGCGCCCGAGUACCGCCAGUAUAUUAUGGAUAUGGCGGAGGAUAUAGUGGUCCUCAGCGACCGCCGCAGGCUUACUUUCCGGGAGGCAAGCGACAACGAAGGUACGGAGGAGGUUAUUAUCAUGGCGCGGGUGGUUGUGGGUAUGGCAGAGGUGGUUAUCCAGGCUGCGGUCCGUACUACACACCACGGCCAGUCUUCGUCCGGCGACAUGGCGGUUGUUGCUGUUGCUGUUGUUGAAGGUUCUCAGUCAGGGCAAAGCACUAGGCUUACAGAUGGGUUGGAAGGCCUCGUUCAAUUGAUUCUUCUUGGGGGUUAA